AAUAGUCUAGUCGCGUCGAUAUUUGCUCUCGCUUCGGUAACGGUAGACAGACGCCCGCGAAAAGCCUGCAGAAUUUCUAUUUUAACUCCACUGAAGACUGAAAAAAAUGUCACCAGUUUGGACAUGACGCAGAUGGGGCAUUCGAUGUAACCAUGGAGACGCUGGAAGCUAGUGGGAGGAGCGACCCUGUAAUCGUUUGUCCCUCGGAGGAUGAGCUCAAAGAAGAGCCUGUGAUGAAUGUUCCUUGUAUAGUGGAUGGAUGUAAAAAGAUAUUUAACACCACAGCAGCACGCAGCAUACACAUCAUACAAACACAUAAGAUUUAUAAGGAUGAGGAGGAAAAGAUGAGGUUUGAUCGAUCCGUUCAGAAGAAAAUGACCAAGGUCAUCAAGCACUUCUACUGUCCAGUCAACACCUGUAAUAGAAGCAAAGAAUGGAAUAAGCCAUUUUCUAGACUUAGUCUGCUUAAACAGCACUAUUACAUCGUCCAUGCUGAAAAGAAGUAUCCUUGCCCGAAGUGUGAUAAAAGAUUCAGCACACAGAGUCACCUUGCCAGUCAUGAGAGAGACUGUGGUAAGGACUUCUUCUGCACCUGCGGAGAUAAGCACAAAUCUUCCACAUCGCUCUACAUGCACGCCAAGAGAAAACAACACGAACUUCCUGACGAGUAUCGCUAUAAUAAAAGAAGGAAGCCUGCUCCUGAACCACCUAGGGAGACCUAUAUCUUGGUUGUCCCAGUCCCAUGUGGAAAUCCAAGCGAUUUCCAGAAGACAAUCUGUGAACCUAAGACCCUCCUUCCUCAUCCUUCUGCAAGAACUCUAUUAUCGCUGUCUGGAAAUUCACAACUCAUCAACAGGACCUCUGCAACAGGCUUUGCUAUCCCUGCAACAGUCACUACCCCCACACAAGUUGGAACUGCGACUGUAGGUGUUGGCCACACUACCCCGAGAAAAUCUUCUACAUCAGCAACUGCAUCUACCCAAACUGAUGAUUCUGGGGUCAGUCCAUUGCCACCCAAGCUGUCCAUGAAUAGUUCCUACGCUCAGACAUCCCAUAGCUGCUUUCCUAAUUUCAUACCCAUGUUGAAUGGCCCAAGAAGACAUAAAAAGACUCUGGCUGUACAGACACUUGGUAAUUGGUCACAGGGUCAAAUAUCAAACAAAAUGGCUUCUACAGAAACCCAAACAUUGGAUGGACAGGGUACAACAGAACAGGGUCCGUUAUCUCUUGGUCCACAGUUUGCCAUACCCUCUCGUUUGCCGCCACAGAGGAAAUCAAUUUCUAGUCAAAUGUUUCCUCAGUUUUCAAGUCCUGCUUCAUUGACUGCGCCUCAAGAUGCUUCCUCUUGUGCACUGAUGACAUCAAGUCUAAACUCUGAGAUUGUUAAUACUCAGGGAACUGCCCUUGAAAAUUCUCAGCUUGACACAAACAGUACUCAAGCUCCAUUGAAUGUUGAGGCAAUCAGUAACAAUGCAACCGCUGAUCUCACAACUACUUCAGUGGACCCAGGAAAUAAAGUGAUUUCUCCUAAUGAAGUACUUACUCAAACAGACAUUACUUUCCAGAACUUCUUGGAGUUCAACUCAUCGGAAACACAAACUCUGUCCAGUGUAAAUGAUGCCAUGACAGAAACGAUUGAACCCUCAUCUUCUCAAAUAGCAGGAGCAAAAACAGAAAAUCCAUCAGGACCGAAUGUGGCAACCAGUGCUACCAGUAUGUCUCCUGCACCCUCAGGUCUAAGUGUUGAAAAGAAUUCUACUGCUGUGUCUCCUGCAGGUUUGAGCUCAGGCAUACAGGUGAAUGCAACAGGCGUGAGACCCAUGCCUUUGGGUCUGGAUGAACAGACUGGACCCUCUGGCUUAUCUUCUGAAUCAACAGGCACUGGAGCUCAGACCAGUGCGAGUAGCAUGACUCCUGUCCCCAUGAUACUUGGUUCGAGUAUGUCUCAAACAUCAUUAAAUUUACAUAGUCCGGUCAGAAGCAUGGGUUUAUCCCCUGCUCUUCAGGGUCUUGGAGAUCAGGCCAGUGCUACAAGCAUGUCCCCUACACCUGGUAUAGCUUUGUCUGGUUUGGAGCUUCUGUUCCUGGCUAGUACAGAGCACAGAGCAAACUCUUCCCUUGAGAUGCCUAGAUUGGAUGAGCCACUGUGCUGCCAACAGACUCAAACUGUCUUUGAUACUGACACUGGCCACCAGGAAACACAGACUGCGUGGGACUGGAGCCUUGAUGAAUUCUCAUUCCUUGACCAGUAUACCCAGACAGCCAUGAGUUCAAGCGCUGGUACUAGUAGCAACAGCAGUACGACCACCAUGCCCGAGACAGAUCAGUUUUGCCAAACAGGGAUUGACCUUUACUCACAGUUUGCCUUCUCCAACACUGAGACACAGACAGUAUCAGUCUUUGACUUGGAGAUGUUUGGUAACUCUAUCUCCGUCCAGACUGAAGCAGGAUCAGGAUCUAAGCUGCUUGAAGGAGAUGGCCUGAAUGAGAUCACCAAAGAGGUUCAGGUGUCAACCUUGGAGUCUCAACAGGAAAGGGUCAGUGCAGAUGUCCAGACUGAAGACCUGGACUUUGAUAGGCUUCGGAGUAGACAGAUGGGCAGUGGUCAGCUGGCUAGCAGUCAUACACAAACAUCUCUUUGGGAGGAUAUUGAAUCAAUAAUCAGGUCGGAUAGCUUUACCCAAACUCAGUUCCCUUAAAAAACAAAGAUUUGUUAUUUGACUGCUACUGCUGACCUUCUUCAUCCUGGGUAAUCUGCAGUUCAGGGAAGUGUUUCAUGAAGUGAUAUCUGCAAUAAGCUACUGAAAUCCUGGUACCUGAUUUGCUAACUGCAAAUUGGUCAGUAGCAAAAUAUUGUUUCAUCAAACACUUUCUUGGUUUAUGUCAAAUUGCACUUUCAAAGAACUUUAGUUAACUUGUAGAAAUGAAAUGGAAAAAGGAGAUAAAAAUACAAUCAAAAGCACAACUCAAUUUUUUUGCAAUAGUUAGUGAUACAUGUACAGCUUUUUAAAAAGAAAAACAACUAUAUGGAUAACUGGUAAGAUAACAGUAUUGUAAGUAUUCAUUAUUUGAAUGAGAAAGCUGUGACAUAUUUAACUGAUUUUUUUUUCUGUACUGAUGUCCAUCAAUCACCAUUUACAUGAGUGGUUUUUAAGGGGCUGUUUACCUUUGGUUCAUGUCAGUUAACCUUUUAUCCUGAAUCCUAUAACAUGGAUGGCAUAUAUUAGGGCUAUUUAUUUACAUUCCUCUGACCUCUUUAGAUAGUUCCCAAACCUCUAAUAAUGUGCAUUUUUUUUACUUGAUAAUUCAGAACUUUCUAUCAAAGGAAAGUUUGUGAACGUCCAAUUCAUAAAUAACUAUUUCAAACCUCCUUUCACUCAUAAUGAAAUGAUUGGGACUUUUCUAUCACAGGGAAAUAGGAAAAUAUGACAAAAUAAUUGCCUUUCUUAUGAAAACUGAGUUUAUAAUGGGUCUGUAAAUAUGAAAUGAAAUAUAAACAGUACUUUAUAAAUAUGUUAUUCCAAUUAGAUGCUGAAUUAUUUGUGCAUUUAGUACUGCAAAUCAUAUUCCAGGUUAUUGACUUAUUUCAUAUUUUAUCUUUUAGGAGAGAAAAAAAGGUGUCCAGAGAAUUUCAUUAUGCUAGUAGAUAAUAUGCCAGUCAUGUAAAUGUUAUU
Molecule: messenger RNA, 3674 nt
Organism: Lytechinus variegatus (green sea urchin)
Lineage: Eukaryota; Metazoa; Echinodermata; Echinoidea; Temnopleuroida; Toxopneustidae
Product: ATM interactor-like
Exons: 5
Coding region: 153-2699 (848 amino acids)
Biological process (GO): regulation of transcription by RNA polymerase II
Cellular component (GO): nucleus
Molecular function (GO): transcription cis-regulatory region binding; DNA-binding transcription factor activity, RNA polymerase II-specific
Source: RefSeq, a predicted model, not a curated record